AUGGAGUAUCAUAUUGUUUGGUUAGAUUCAAAUAUUAAUUCAGUUAAUGAAGCUUAUCAAAAUGAUAUUAUGCAAUUAAAGCAAGUUAUCGAUUCUGUUGAUGUAUUUACUAAUUUGAAUGGAUGUAUUGAUUUUGUUAAUAAACUGAAAAACAAAAAAGUAUUUAUGAUUAUAUCCAAAGACUUAAAUGCAGAAAUCGUACAGUUAAUUCACAAUAUACCGCAAAUAAAAUCCAUUUAUGUGUUUUGUGAUAACCAUUCGGAUCAUCAGUUGUGGGCUGAACAAUACAAGAAAGUCAAAGGUGUUUUUACUCAAAUAAAAAACAUUUAUUAUUCGCUCAAUAACGAGAUUCGACGAAAUGACGAGUGCUUGAUUACGUUCAGCAAUAUAUCUUUGGAUGAUACUCUACCACCAGGCUCAAAUCAACUCAAUCAAUCAUUUAUGUAUUCUCAAUUACUUAAAGACACUUUUCUCAAAAUUGAAGACGAAGACAGAACGAAGGAAAUGAAAGAAUUAAUUACAUUUUUACGUGAUGAAUAUGCCAACAGGAAUUUUGAGUUGAAAUUAAUUGCGGAUUUCGAAAAAAAUUAUGACUGCAAUUCGUCAGUCAAAUGGUAUUCGAAAGAACUUUUUAUCUAUUCGACAUUAAAUACGGCUUUACGAACUCAAGAUAUUGAUAUUAUCGUGAAGAUGGGAUUCUUUAUUCGAGAUCUUCAUCGACAGAUCGUUCAAUUACAAUCGUCAACUACUAAUAUAAUACCAUCAACUGUCUAUCGAGGGCAGAGAAUGUUAAGUACCGAAUUUGAGAAGCUGAAAAAUAGCAAGGGUAGUUUGUUAUCAUUCAAUAAUUUUUUAUCUACAAGCAAGGACGAAGCUAUGCCGCGUGCUCUUGCAGAAAGUAGUUCACAGGUAGCUUGUAUGAUCGGAAUUUUAUUUGAAAUAAAAAUCGAUCCUUCAAACAUAUCUUCGUCGUUCGCUGCAAUAGAUGGUAUCAGUCAAUUCCCUGACGAAGAAGAGAUUCUUUUCUCGAUGAAUACGGUGUUUCGAAUCGAUGACAUGCAAUUUAUUGAUAAUCGAUUGUGGAAAGUGUACUUAACAUUAACGAGUGAUACUGAUGAACAAUUGCAACGUGUCAUCGGCUCUUUUCGACAAGAGCUCGGCGUAGGAACUGGACAACAACAAUUAGCACACUUAAUGAUGAAGCUGGAUAAAAAUGACAUCGCUGAAAAAAUAUACUCAGAAUUACGAAAGUUUACGACUACCGAUAAUUGGAAAGAACUUGCUUUAAUAUAUAAUCAGCUCGGAUCCAUUGAUGUCGCAAAAGGCAGCUACGAGACAGCACUUUCGUUUUUUAAGAAAACAGCCGAUAUCGAAAAACAAUUUCUUUCUGCCAACGAUCCAAGUCUGGCUGUCACCUACAACAACAUCGCCGAAACUUAUCACUCGAUGAAAAACUUUUCUACGGCACUUGAUUUUCAUGGAAAAGCACUUCGGAUUUAUCAGGAAUAUCAUCCUCAAAAUUAUCUAUUGCUAGCUGCCACUCACAAUAACAUUGCUGUUGUUCAUAAAUCGAUGGGAAAUUAUCAAAAAGCACGACUAAUGUAUCAGAAAGCAAUUGAAGUUGCAGAAAACGAUGGUAUUCCCAAUCAUCCGAAAUUAGCUACUAUCUACGAAAAUCUCGCCUCGCUGCAUACAUUAUUCUAUGAAUAUCAUGAAGCGCUUUCUUUUUAUGAGAAAGCAUUGGAAAUCAACAAAAAAACUCUUCCUCCUAACCAUACGUCGUUACUUAUAACUUAUAAUAAUAUGGUCUCAGCUUACACUUCAAUGGGAAAAUAUUCGGACGCACUUUUACUGUUUCAACAAACGCUCGAAGUUCCAUUGACACAGCUCGAUGAAGAUGACCCGUUGUCGGCUGUAAUCUAUAUCAAUAUUGGUCUCGCCUAUUUAGAAAUGGGAAAUGAUUCAGAAGCAUGGUUAUAUUAUCAAAAAGCAUUGGAAAUCCAGAAGAAGAAUGACCCCGACAAUAAUUUAGAUAUGGUUACCACGUAUUGCAACAUCGGUGAUUUCUAUCGAACAAAAAGAGAAUUCCACCAGGCAUUUUCUUUUUAUCACAAGGCUCGAGAAAUUGAAGAAAAGUGUUUACCACCUACUCAUCCAAAUCUAGCAACGACUUAUAACGAUCUCGGCGAUAUGUGUCGAGAAUUGAAGAACUACGAGAAAGCACAUGAAUACUUUCAAAACGCGCUCAACAUACGGAAGGAAUGCUUUGGUUCCGAUCAUUCAUCUUUAGCUUCUGUUUUCAACAACAUCGGGGCGUGUCAUCAAGCAACGAACAACUAUACAUGUGCAUUAUCGUGCUAUGAGAAGGCGCUGAAGAUUUAUGAAACACCUGACUCGUCCAAUUGUCAGAACUUAGCGUUAACUUAUAACAAUAUCGGACAUUUACGUUAUUUGAUGAAAGAUUACUCGACUGCGCUGGAAUUUUUUCAAAAAACACUUGAUAUCGAGUUAAGGUUUCUCGGCUCGAACCAUCCAGAUUUGGCUUACACUUAUAACCACAUAGCAUAUGCACUAGAAGGUCAACAGCGAUACGAAGAAGCAUUCAUUCAUUUAAUGAAAGGCAUCUAUAUUUUCAAUCAUCAUUCCAACUCUGAUGACUGCCGUCUACAAAUUUUGUUUGAUCAUUUAGAAAUAUUUGUGAGAGAAUGUUUGUCUAGAUUGUAA
Messenger RNA from Adineta steineri, 2724 nucleotides. The record is from the annotation of a GenBank genome assembly. NCBI's taxonomy places the organism in Eukaryota, Metazoa, Rotifera, Eurotatoria, Adinetida, Adinetidae.